Aspergillus eucalypticola CBS 122712 is the source of this 1198-nucleotide messenger RNA. Its product is annotated as lipase. NCBI's taxonomy places the organism in Eukaryota, Fungi, Ascomycota, Eurotiomycetes, Eurotiales, Aspergillaceae. The transcript has 2 exons. The coding region runs from base 159 to 1178 and encodes 339 amino acids. The record is from RefSeq and is a predicted model, not a curated record. Gene Ontology annotation, molecular function: hydrolase activity.
CCGCGAUGUAACCGAGGAAUACAACACGGAGGCUGGCAUUGAUAGUCAGAUAGAUAGGAUAGAGUUACCAAUUCCUUUUCUUUCCUUCUUCGAACACAACAGACACCUUCAAUCCGUAAAGAGCGAAAUCAAUCGAUCAGUGACUUACCACUUCCAUCAUGUCCCUUACCAAUCCUCAACCUCCAUACCCCCUCCACCCUUCCGUGCAGGACAAACUCGAUCCCGAAUAUGUCGCAUUCUACAACCAGUAUGUGAUGAAACAGCAGCAGGUCCAUCUGCAGCCUGUUGCGGCCUCGCGAUCGAGCGGUGUCCUGAUCCCAGGCGGGGGUCCUGUUCUGCCUGUUGGGCAGACCAUUGACCUUCGUCUUCCACGUCGCGUCACACAGGGCCCAGAAGUUCCUGUGCGUGUGUUUGUGCCAGAAGGCGCUGCCCCGGCAUCCGGAUGGCCGGUCAUGCUGUAUUUCCAUGGCGGUGGAUGGGUACUGGGGAAUAUUGACACGGAGAAUCCGGUCUGCUCGAAUCUCUGUGUGAGGGGUCGCUGUGUCGUGGUGACGGUGGAUUACCGUCUCGCACCUGAACAUCCCUGGCCCGCUGCCGUCCAUGACUGCUGGGAGGCUCUCCUCUGGUUGACUUCCCAAGGACCCUCUCAGCUUCCCAUCGAUAUCAGCAAGAUCGCGACCGGUGGAUCAUCAGCGGGUGGAAACCUGGCUUGCAUUAUCACCCAGAAAGCCCUGACACUGUCGCCCCCUGUUCACUUCAAGGCACAGCUGCUCUCCGUACCGGUGACGGAUAACACGGCCAGCGUGGAAACGAACCGUGCCUAUAAGGAGUACGAGCAUACACCGGCCCUUCCCGCAGCAAAGAUGCUCUGGUAUCGGAACCACUAUCUGCCGAAUCAAAAGGAUUGGGACAACCCUGAGGCGAGCCCCUUGUUCUGGACGGGCGAUUGGUCUGCCCUGCCUCGGGCUUUAGUCAUGGUGGGUGAGCUGGAUGUGCUGCGAACGGAGGGAGAACAGUAUUCCGAAAAGUUGAAGCAGGCUGGCGUUCAGGUGGAUUUGCAGGUUAUGAAGGGCAUGCCUCAUCCAUUCUUGGCUAUGGACGCUGUGUUGAAGGAGGGGAAACGGUCUAUUACUUUGAUGUGCGAUCUACUGACGGAGGUAUUUUGGACGAAGUCUUAGGGAGAAGCAACAGGGGUACC